GUCGCCGCAGCGCCGUGCGGCCGAGCCCGGCGCCGUCUCCCCGGUGACCGGGACAGCCGCUGCCUCGGCGGAGUAGCCGGAGUCCCGGGGGACAGAGAUCUUCAUCAGAUGGAGUGAUACUCUUGAAACAUGACAAAAAACUGGACUAAAUAAAAAUUUUCCUAUUUUAGGAAAAAAAAAUAAGUCCAAAAUGUACAGACCAGGAGAGACGGUCAAACAUCGCCUCAACAUGCACGCUCCUCCACGGAUAAGAAGCGUGGAAGUUGCUCGAGGAAGAGCAGGUUAUGGCUUUACCCUCUCGGGACAAGCCCCUUGUGUUCUUAGUUGUGUGAUGAAAGGAAGCCCUGCAGAUUAUGUUGGACUUAAAGCAGGAGACCAGAUAUUUGCAGUUAAUGAAAUCAAUGUGAAAAAAGCCUCUCAUGAAGAUGUAGUGAAACUUAUAGGGAAAUGUUCUGGAGUCCUGCACAUGGUCAUUGCUGAAGGGAUGAGUCAUAUGGAUUCAUGUUCAAGCGAUGAAGAAGUUGGUUUUUAUGAUGGGAAGGGGUGGCUGAAACCCAAACCUGACUCUAAAGCUCUGGGUAUAAACAGAGCUGAGAAAGUUGUCGAAGAAAUGCAGUCUGGCGGCAUUUUCAACAUGAUUUUUGAGAAUCCUGCUCUUUGUGCUGGAAACUCAGAUAAUUCUGCACCAAAACAAAGAUCAUUUCCAGUUUCUGCUGCUAUGAAAUUUGAAACUGGCAAUGAAAAUGUAAGCAAUCCAAAUAUACUGUCAAAGGAAGAAAUAGCCAAAGUUCUGAAUGAUGAUUCAGUUUUUAGAAUCGGACUGGAGAGUGCAGAAGACUUUGGGUUAGAUGCAAGCAUUUUGAAUGUUGCCAUGAUUGUAGGUUACUUAGGCUCCAUCGAACUUCCUUCAACAACUGCAAAUUUGGAAACAGAGAGUUUGCAGGCCAUUCGUGGGUGCAUGAGACGUCUGCGGGCAGAGCAGAAAAUCCAUUCCCUGGUGAUGAUGAAGAUAAUGCAUGACUGUAUUCAGCUCUGCAGUGACAAAUCAGGUGUUGUGGCAGAAUAUCCUGCAGAGAAACUGGCAUUCAGUGCUGUUUGCCCGGAUGAUAGAAGGUUCUUUGGCCUAGUUACAAUGCAGACAAAUGAUGAUGCAAGCUUGGCUCAGGAAGAUGAAGGGGUCCUGAGGACAUCUUGCCAUGUUUUUAUGGUGGAUCCUGAAUUAUUUCAUCAUAAAAUUCACCAGGGUAUAGCAAGACGUUUUGGACUGGAAUGUACAGCAGAUCCAGAUACCAAUGGCUGUCUGGAGUUUCCAACAUCCUCUCUCCCUGUCCUGCAGUUUAUUUCUGUCCUGUACAGGGAUAUGGGGGAGCUGAUAGAGGGAAUGCGUGCAAGGGCUUUCCUCGAUGGUGAUGCAGAUGCUCAUCAGAAUAAUAGUACCAGCAGUAACAGUGACAGUGGGAUUGGAAAUUUCAACCAAGAAGAAAAGAAUAAUAGAGUUCUGGUGGUUGAUUUAGGGACCAAUCCAAGUAAACACAUUCCUAGCAGCAUAUGGGAGAAUCCAGUAGGAAGGGGACAAAAUCAGCCUGCUUCCCAUUGGAAUGGCUUCUGUCAUGAGCAGGAGGGAAACAUCCCUUUGGAAGUAAUUCAGAACGAUAAGUCCCAAAAUGUUAGCAAGCACUUGAGCCCUUCUGCUCGUAUUGAAGUUCCAUUGGUUUCCUCCCGAAAUUCAGUGCCCCCGUCCAAGAAAAACGCUGCAGGGCUGGGCAAUCAGAGGUGGCUGCCUGUGCACGUUUUGCAGGAGUGGCAGCAUGGCAAUGCCAGCGACCAGGAGUCCUACACAGACUCCACAGAUGGCUGGUCCAGUGUGAACUGUGGCACCCUUCCUCCCCCAAUGAGUAAGAUUCCAGCUGACAGGUACAGGGUCGAUGGCAGCUUUGGUCAGCCACAGCUAAAAUCUCACAAAAGUGAAUGGUCCAAGAAGAUGUUCUGCAUUCAGAACAAAUUUGGCCCUCCACACAGUAUCAGGAAAUCUAAAGAAGAUAAAAAGGGUGCAAAAUUUGGACAUUCAAUGGGAUUAAAUCAGGCUCCUCCUCCACGUUCCUCUGCUCGAAGAUCAUUUGGAAGAUCGAAGCGAUUUAGCAUUACUCGCUCUCUGGAUGACCUCGAGUCAGCAACUGUUUCUGAUGGAGAGCUGAACAGCACUGAGUUGAAGGACUGCAUCAGUGAGAACAGCCUCAGCAGCAAUGCCAGCCUCCCCAGCGUGCAGAGCUGCCGGCGCCUGCGCGAGCGGAGGGUUGCCAGCUGGGCCGUGUCCUUUGAGAGGCUUCUGCAGGACUCUGUUGGUGUUAAAUAUUUCUCGGAAUUUCUACGGAAAGAAUUUAGCGAAGAAAAUAUUUUAUUUUGGCAGGCCUGUGAAUAUUUUAACCAUGUACCUGCACAUGAUAAAAAAGAGCUUUCUUACAGGGCUCGGGAGAUCUUCAGUAAGUUCUUGUGUAGCAAAGCUACAACCCCAGUUAAUAUUGACAGCCAGGCACAGCUGGCAGAUGAUAUUCUCAAUUCUCCCCAUCCAGAUAUGUUCAAGGAACAGCAACUUCAGAUAUUUAACCUGAUGAAGUUUGAUAGCUAUACUCGCUUCCUCAAGUCCCCCCUCUACCAAGAGUGCAUCUUAGCUGAAGUGGAAGGACGUCCUCUUCCUGAUCCUCAGCGUGUUCCCAGCAGCCCCACCUCCAAACACAGCGUCAGUUCAGACAAGUCCAACAUGUCCACACCAAAAAAGCUAAGUGGUAAGUCAAAGUCUGGAAGAUCUUUAAAUGAAGAGUCAGGAGAGGAGGACACUGAGAAGAAAAAGAGGGGAACAUUCUUCUCAUGGUCAAGAAGCAAGAGUUUGGGAAAAUCACAGAAGAGAAGAGAAAAUGGUGAUUAUCCAAACGAUUCUUUUCAGUCCAAUGGAUUGUCCUACAGACGGGAAUCUCAAGGCUCCAUGUCAUCCACUGCAAGUCUCGACCUGUCUGAAACCUCAAGAUUGCCUGCAUUUGUGCCAGAUAAAGACAAAUCCCCCAAGUACUGCUGCGUAAACCUUCCGGAUGGCUCAUCCAGCAAAAUGGCUGUGAAGUCAGGGUUCUCCAUCAAGGAGGUGCUCGCUGGGGUCUGUGAGAAACAUGGCAUCAACAUAGCUGCAGUGGACCUGUUCCUCGUUGGAGGUGAUAAGCCCCUGGUGUUGCACCAGGACAGCAGCAUCCUGGAGUCUCGGGACCUGCGCUUGGAAAAACGCACUUUAUUUAGGCUGGAUCUUGUUCCUAUCAACCGGUCAGUUGGUCUGAAGGCAAAACCCACCAAACCAGUAACAGAAGUCUUAAGGCCUGUUGUUGCAAAAUAUGGUUUAAAUCUUAAUGAACUUGUGGCAAGACUAAGUGGUGAGCAGGAGCCCCUUGAUCUUGGUGUCCCUAUAUCUAAUCUGGAUGGCCAGCGGGUUGUUCUAGAUGAAAAAGAACCAUCAAAGGGUAGAGAGAAACAAAGAGGCGUGUUAGUAAAACAGACUGCAACUGUAUCUUCAAGAAGUCAAGGAUCUACUGACUGAGUAAAACAUUAACAUAAUUUGAAAACUUCAGAAUUCGAGGCUUUCACAUUUUAUUUUGAGUUUUGUGAUAUUUGUCAAAGUUUGAAAAAUGCAUACCAAAUGUUGUAGACUGUUUUUUAAUGCAAAAACAAACAACUGUUCUAUGAACUUUGAAAUUUCAGAAACAUUUUUGUAUGACACAUCUUAGAAAUGUUGCAUGUUUUAAUAUGCCUACCGCCAUUUUGCAAAACUUUGGCAAUAAGAAGCAUUUUGAAGCUUCCAUCUUGGCUACAUUCAGAUUUUACAGCAUUUGAAAAAGCAUGUUAAAAAGUCAUUUUUAUGAAUACAUUGCAAAGCCUGCCACGUAUGAGUAGAGGAUUUAGGAAUAAGGUCAUACAAGUGCAAGUGUACGACUUCAUAUUAUGCUAAGUUAAAAUGAUACUAAUGUUCUGUUGCUUUAUUCCUUAAUGGCUUUUGCUUCAAACAGUAUUUAUAAGCUGGAUUGGAACUGUUAAUUUUAUUUAAUUUGUUGGAGAUGGCCUUUUAAAGCAUAUUUUAAUAUUCUGUAGUUAAAGUGCUUUCUUCUUGAAAAAUUAGGACAUGCAGAGACCCUAUAUUAAGAAUUACAUAUUUUUAUAUGUCUAUGUUUUGUACCAAAGAGUUUGUUUAUUGUUGCAAUGCUUCUUUUUUGAGGAGUGGUAUAAUUCUUGGCUUACAGUUGAUAAGUUUCUUGUUGCCAAGUUUUGAAACUUUUUAGAACAGUGUUGAUCUAUUAUGAGUAUUAUUUAUAGAAACAUAUUAAACCAUUGGAUAUCAUUAGGGACAUGAUCAGAAAAUCACUUCUAAUUGUGUUAAAGCCUCUUUAAAAAGCUGCCCCAUCGCUUUUGGUAAUGGCUCCUUGGAUGGUUACUGACUAUCUGUAAGCUACUGAUUCAUUGCAGCUCCAAAUAAAAUGGGGUUACUUAAAUCAUCAUCUGAUCAUACCCUGUGAUGAUAACAUCCUGGUUUAAAACUAUGCCAUGAAUUGAAUUGAAACUGUGAUAAAAUAUAAUUACUCUGAGAGAAAGUCAAUAUAACGAGGAAGUUUGCAACAUUCUGAAUCUUUGAAUGUUCAAAUGGCAUGCUAUUUUUGAGUUAAGAUGGGUAAAACCCAUCCAGAAUAUAAAAAUGUGCACCCAUUGUCUGUAAGACUAGAGCCUUGUUUUGUAUAAAGAAUUAAAAAAUCCUGCAUGUGUGUACAGAUUUAUUAACUGCGUAAAAUUGAAGACGUGUUCAAGGCUCAGUGAAUUGCAGCUGUUCUAAACUGCAAAACUCUUACAAUAGCAAUGCUGAUGGUCUUAAUUAUAGUGAUGCUAGUGAACAUUGCUGCAAUUGAAAAAGUUCCUAAUUAACAUGGGAUCUUAUUUCAAGGCAGCAUUGAAAGAAUUGAAGAUCUUCAUGGAAAAUAAAUGUGCUGAAAAUGUACGUUUUAAUAGCAUUGCACUUUCUGACAAAAACUUGUCAAUUUUGGGUUUUUCCCCAAUAGAAUUUUUUGAACUCAUAUCCAAAGCACAAAGUAACAGAGCAGAUGACCAACGUGGACUGCUAAGGAAAGAAGACCUUAUUCUUCCUGACUUUCUUCGUUUACCACCCACUGGACCAGAACCAUCCUCAUCUACACCCGCAGGUU
This is a messenger RNA of Melospiza melodia melodia, 5225 nucleotides long. It is a transcript of the gene RGS12, whose product is annotated as regulator of G protein signaling 12. Lineage: Eukaryota; Metazoa; Chordata; Aves; Passeriformes; Passerellidae. Gene Ontology annotation, cellular component: plasma membrane; nucleus; cytoplasm. The coding region runs from base 191 to 3577 and encodes 1128 amino acids. Gene Ontology annotation, biological process: regulation of G protein-coupled receptor signaling pathway; signal transduction. Gene Ontology annotation, molecular function: protein binding; GTPase activator activity. The transcript has 16 exons. The record is from RefSeq and is a predicted model, not a curated record.